CGCGUUUCCUGUAUGAUUGAAACGAAAGUCAUCAGAUGGUGCGGAAUUUUUAGCGACAGGUAGAUCCUCACUGCCCUGUCAGUUGUUUUAUAAUACAAGGCGUGCUUUUAUAGGACUUCCCAGCAAGAACUAGGCAUGACCGCCGAGUCUGACUUUCCAGAAGAGUGAGUGUGAAUGGAGCGGACGAGUCAUGGACAGCCAGUGCAGCGGCAGUGUGGGUUCACGGGCCACUACAGGGGCUGUGGUCAACAUUAACUCAACGCCCAUUUCUGCUCGUAUCGAGUCCUAUGAAGGGGGAGAACAGAAGUGCAUCUCUGAUGUCCGAAGAACCUUCUGCUUGUUUGUGACCUUUGACCUUUUGUUCAUCACCUUGCUGUGGAUCAUUGAGCUCAAUGUCAAUGGAGGUAUAAAGGAGCACCUCAAAAAAGAGGUGUUGGAGUAUGAUUACCACGAAUCGUUUUUUGACAUUUUUCUCUUGGCUGUGUUCCGCUUCACGGCUUUGAUUCUGGCCUAUGCGGUUUGUAAGCUGCGCCACUGGUGGGCCAUUGCGAUAACUACAGCAAUCACAACUGGUUUCUUAAUAGUCAAAGUAGUUUUAUCAAAGCUUCUUUCACAGGGAGCUUUUGGGUAUUUGUUACCCAUUAUCUCCUUUAUUCUGGCGUGGAUAGAGACGUGGCUGCUGGACUUCAAAGUCCUGCCCCAGGAGGCCGGGGAUGAAAUCAGGUAUCUUUCCGUGCAGAAUGCGCUGGAUCGAGAACCUCUUUUACACCCGGGACCCGCUCCAGACGGCCAGUUCUACUCUCCUCCUGAGUCCAUGGCAGACUCCGAUGAAGACCUUGAUGAUAAACAUGAUCUUGAGAAGCCCAUCAUCUAGCAGGAACUCCAGAUUAAACUGAUUCGACUCUUCCAGCUCCGCUCGACCUCGGGCCACAUGUCUUAACAUGGGUUUUUGUAGACGGGUGACCAGAACCAGAGUCACCCUGCCUUAAAUCCACCAUCGCCGUGCUCAGCAUUAUGUUUAUUUGUCUCUCAAUGCCCACUCAAGCUCUUAGUGCAAUCGAUUUUUUUGUGUCUUAAAAAAAAUAGUUUAUGUACUGAAACUGAAAAAUGAAGGAUUUUAAUGUGUAUUUUGAUCAUCAAAUGAUAUCAGUGUUGAACGCCACAUUUAUGAUCUUCAGAUGCUUCCAUGUAACAAAACGACUGCCGUCUCACGUUAAGCUAUAAUCUCCAUAUGUGUAUUAACACUGUUAUGCCUCUGAUCUCACGUACAGCACCGGAGUUGACCUAAAUGUGAAAAGCAGUAUAGUCUCAGGUCUGCACUGCCACUCAUCUGUGUGCGAAAAUGUCAUGUUUUUUCUUUCCGUCGUCUUUUUUUUAAUGCUUUUUCUACCAAUCUGAACGGAGAGAGAUGAUAGGUUAGGCUUGAUGUACUUGCAAAUUAAAGGACUCGACUAGUUUUGCAUGAAACGCACUUAAAUGACCACGGCUCGUAACGACGCAUGGACGUGUAAUAUGUUUUUUAAAGUUUGUUUCGGUUCCUCUUCAGUUAGCAUUCUUAAACCAUCGUAAUUAAGUGAAAUAAAUCGGCUUUCUGUUGAGUUUGCUUUUGCCGCGCUUACUGAAUAAGGGCUUACGUAUCUGGUGCAGGUCCGGGACCAGAAUCAUUUCUGCAACUAUGGCAAAGCCUCGAGUGCGCAGGAUGAUGGCAGAUUGUAAUUCUUCUUUCGGCGUGCAUUAAAACGAUUGGUGUUUUUAUGUAA
Molecule: messenger RNA, 1760 nt
Organism: Puntigrus tetrazona (Sumatra barb)
Lineage: Eukaryota; Metazoa; Chordata; Actinopteri; Cypriniformes; Cyprinidae
Gene: stard3nl
Product: STARD3 N-terminal like
Exons: 9
Coding region: 191-874 (227 amino acids)
Source: RefSeq, a predicted model, not a curated record